Messenger RNA from Protopterus annectens (West African lungfish), 5181 nucleotides. RefSeq names its product repulsive guidance molecule BMP co-receptor a (gene RGMA). Gene Ontology annotation, cellular component: plasma membrane. NCBI's taxonomy places the organism in Eukaryota, Metazoa, Chordata, Ceratodontiformes, Protopteridae. The transcript has 4 exons. The record is from RefSeq and is a predicted model, not a curated record. Gene Ontology annotation, biological process: BMP signaling pathway. Bases 309 to 1646 code for a protein of 445 amino acids. Gene Ontology annotation, molecular function: coreceptor activity.
CCAGCACAUGUAGGACCGUUGGUCUAUCUCUGCCCCCUCCCUAUCUGUGUCAUUCUCUCCUGCUUUCUCACACACACAGAUCUUGUUGAAAACCACUUACAUUUCACACCCUAAUUCAGUCUUUUAGCAGACAUGCAGGAAAAGAUACUGCACUUGCUGUCAUUGUGUAGUUGUAAGUGAGGAGGGGAGCACCAGUCUGAUACCCCCAACAGCGUGGAUUUCUCUCUUUAUUCCGGAGGAUUUCUCCCAAGAAGAUUCUCCUGUUCUAUGAAGCUCAGAUCAGUCCCAAGGCGGGCUGGAGGGGGUUCAUGCAGUCAUCAAGGGAGAGGAUACUGGUUCAAGUCCGAGCUGGAUGGAUGGGUAUGGGGAGAGGGGCAGGACCCACAGCCCUGGGACUCUUCCAAGUCGUCACCGUCGCUCUUUGUGUGUUUCCCGCAGUCAGUUUUCAGUGCAGGAUCCUGAAGUGUACGUCUGAGUUCUGGGCAGCGACCUCUGGUUCUCAUCAUACUGGAACUGACGAAGCACCAGAGUACUGCACUGCACUCCGUGCUUAUGCACACUGCACAAGGCGCACAGCCCGCACUUGCCGGGGGGACCUGGCCUUUCACUCUACUGUCCAUGGGAUAGACGACCUCAUGACCCAGCACAAUUGCUCUAAAGAUGGCCCUACAUCAGCACCUCGGCUUCGCACUUUGCCUACAGGGGACAGCCAAGAGAGAUCUGAUAGCCCUGAAAUUUGCCAUUAUGAGCGGAGCUUUCAUAAGCACUCUGUACCUCCCAACUAUACCCACUGCGGAUUCUUUGGGGACCCCCACCUUCGGACGUUCACAGACAGUUUCCAAACAUGUAAGGUGCAAGGUGCCUGGCCACUUAUUGACAAUAACUAUCUAAAUGUGCAGGUCACCAACACACCUGUUUUACCUGGAUCACCAGCCACAGCAACAAGCAAGCUUACAAUUAUUUUCCGAAAUUUCCAAGAUUGCAUCGAAAAUAAGGUAUAUCAAGCUGAGACGGAUGAACUUCCUGCUGCCUUUACAGAUGGUUCCAGGAAUGGAGGAGAUAGACAUGGUGCCAACAGCCUGAAAAUUACAGAGAAAGUUCCUGGUCAGCACAUUGAGAUCCAGGCUAAGUACAUUGGUACUACUAUUGUUGUGCGCCAGGUUGGUCGUUACCUGACCUUUGCAGCGCGAAUGCCAGAAGAAGUAGUGAAUGCAGUUGAUAAAGACAACCAAGGUCUUUACCUUUGCUUGUGGGGCUGUCCUGUCAGUCAGCAGAUUGAUUUUCGGACCUUCCGUGCACGAGCGGCUGAUACUAACACACUGCCCCGCAGAAGAGGAUCCACUUCUACAGACGCCUUCACAUAUGAGACAGCUACUUCAAAAUGUAAAGAAAAGCUCCCUGUGGAAGAUUUGUACUUCCAGUCCUGUGUUUUUGAUUUAUUGACCACUGGGGAUGUGAACUUUACUUUAGCUGCUUAUUACGCCUUUGAGGAUGUGAAAAUGUUACACUCAAAUAAAGAAAAAAUUCACAUUUUUGAAAGAACAGGUGGUGUUGCCCCAGGAGGUUCUGCCAUAGAACAUACACUCAGCAUACCAGUACUCCUGAUUUCAUUGUUAUGGUUGCAGUUCUGCUUAAUGCAUCCAUAAUUGCUUGUGGUUUGUCUCUCAACCUUCAGAAAUGGAAGGAAAAUAAAUCAGUACAUGCACUGUUGGGGUCACAAAUGACUGAUUAUUCAGCCAUCACAGCAUCAUUUUGGCAGCUAAUCCACAAAUGCUACUUUGUCCAUUAAGUCUUUGUCCAAGGGGGCAGCAUUAUGCAGGACAACCAUUUCUAUCUCCUUUGAAUCAUUUUGCUGCUGCCUAAAAACAACAUUGAGAUAAUUUUCACAUUACAUGUUUUUACUUUAUUUGGUUGCAUAAAUUAUUAAAGACAAAAAUGUUAUACCUGGCACUGCCUGUUUAUAAUGACUUAACUGUUUUGUGAAAUGCAGCUUGCAUCUUGAGAAAUGAGUGUAGUUAUUAAACAUUUACCCAAAGAAAAUGUGAUAGUAAUGUUGUAUAAUACAAUUUCAAACUGAAAUCCAUAGAAGCUGUCUAAAUUCAGAAAGGGUAAAACCUGCUGAUGGUGGGUAGAAGAGCUAGUAAAGUUAGUGUUAUUUGUUGACCAUUCUUUUUUUCAUGGCCUGACAGAUGGUUUGUUGAAAUUUUGGCUGUUUAUAUUCAUGGCACUUCAAAAAGAAACAGUGUCUUGAGCCAGAAAGUAGCAGGUAGCUAACUUCUGUCUGUGGUUGAAGUGGGGUAAAUGUUAGUUACACAUCGCCAGCGAAUUGGUACCAGCAGCCAUUGUUCUUGCUGUACUGCUUCCUUUUAUUAUUGUAUGUUGUGACUGGCAUUUAAAAGCUCCUAGCACUACAUAAUUGAGCAAGUGUUUUGUGCUUGUUUGUAGUGGUGUGGUUUGCAUUUUGUAAAUGAUAGAAGGAAUCCAUUGCUCUCCAUUGCUCAGGUAAUGCAUUAAGUGACCAUGCAUAUACCUUGGAUGCUGUAGGUAUUGGCAGGUAUAAUGUUGUCAUAGCAUUGUAGUAUAAAGAGCUUUGCAAAAGGGUGAUUGUACAAAAGUCCAGCUUGUGUUAUUGGAUGUAAUUUAUGUCUUGUAAUAUAUAGAGCAGAUACACUUAAACUUGUGAUUGUAUAUAUGGAGAGUUGUACCUUGGCAAAAUCUAUUUCCAUGUAUUUUGUGAAUUGGUUUCCUUAUACAAAAUGGUGUGCUACAUUUAUUAUAUGUAAUGUUGGCAGUGGGUGUUAAAGAGAGGGAGAGAGACGCCUCACACUGGUUUAAUGAACAAACUUUAAAAAAUUACAUUAUGAUGACUGGUAAAAACCUUGUGCCACCCAAAUUCUGAAACACCUGCCUAACACUGAAAAUUGAUGGAAAGCAGUAUUGUACCAUCUUUUAAACCCCCAGCACCUUUAUGCAUUGUUUCAGAAUACCCAGACUUUUUUAUUUUCAUUUUAAUGUUUUCCCCUUUUUACAAUCUGGGUUCAUGAACUAGUCACGAAUAUGAUACAGAAAUUCUGUUUUAUUUGGGACGAAGGAUGGUCGUACAUUGUCUGCUCUUUUUACAUGUUACCUAUUAUUAUAUUUAGGUAUGUUAGAUCUUUUAAGAGAGAGCAUAUGACUGCUGACAAAUAUAAAAAUAAUUUGCACAGUUAAGGCUAGACUAAGUUGAGGGAUUAUUAUAAUUAAAUCAGAUAUAUGAUUUUUUUUUUUUUAAUGGGAGUUUUUAUAGCAUUUUUUUCAUCCUUAUUUUGGCCUAGGUAGAAGUGUGCUUUCAUCAUUCUUCCAAAUGUACAUCCUUGCAUUUUAAUUUUUCCUCUUUUACUCUUGUUAAAGGGGUAAAGUUGGAAAGAGCAUGGUAUGAACCAUUGCAUUUUACCAUAAGGCAUUCUGAUUCAAUCCUAGUCACUUCAGUCAGGCCAGCAGCAAAAGCCGAGAAGAAAUAGCAAAGAAUGCUAUAUUUCAUUUAUUGAAGUUCUGGUUGCUCAUGGUAACAUGGUGCUAAAGUAUCAACAUGGAAACAUUUUGGCCAAGUUUCCAAACCAGCACUCCUGGUUACACUUAUCUGUGUACCAAAUGUAGAGUGCCUAUACAAGUGUAUUUUAUAAAAACAUUUUUACAGCUUAAAUGCAACUUAUGUUUUAAUGCAGUGUUUGAAGGUUGGUUGUGGCUAGAGUCUGAAGCAUAUCAUUUGUUCAUGAGGAGUAAAAUUGAUUAUAUUUUUUUAUAUUCUGAUGUGACCCACUGGUGUGCUAAGACCCUUCAGACAGAGUUUUUGGGAACAGCCAGAGAACUGUGCUCUGGUGUAGUGAUUUAGUCAUACAGCACACAGUUUAAUACCUUGAUCAUUAGAGUAGUGGGAUACAUGGGAAGAUGAGUCUUGUCCUCUAGUUCAGCAAGUGAAUUCCCAUUUCCUCUACAUGAAUACAAGCCAAACCAAAAUUUGAUUCACCCUCGAAAAUAUACACCUUUGUGUCAGGGAUCUUGCUUUUGGUGACUCAAUUAAAGCCCUAAACCCUCCACAAGUUAUACAGCAGAUUACAAUGUGUGUAACUGUUGGAAAAAGGUAGGUGGUGGAGGCAUGUAUGAAAUAAUUCAAUAUGGCUAUCAUCAUUUGUUAUGCUUGAAUAAUAAUAAUUACUUGUGUAAGUAGCACUUGGUCUUGCUCUACCUUAAUUUCCAAGAAUAAGUAAACAAAGUUAUGCAUGCUCGUCGGCGAGCGGGAUUUUACAAUGAUAUAUUCCACCAUGUCUUCACCAGUGUUUUGCACUAAAAUGAGCAACUUAGUAGCAGUUUUAUUGCAGGAAAAUGUGUGAAAGCCAAUGUAAUCCAGUUAGGUUUUGUCGAAAUUAGGUGUGGCAGAACAUAUAGGAAGUUAUGUUUGUAACUAAUAAUGUGUGCCCUUUAUGGAAUGAUAUUCUUCUUUUGACCCCCCCCCCCACAUACACACACAAAAAGGUCUCAGCAGGUUUACUGUAUCGCACAUGGUUAUGUGCAUGAAUAAUGGACAGUGUCCUGUCCUGCAGUUAUUGUUUGCUGAGGUCCUCUUUUGCUUGUACUGAAACGUUUUUCAUACACUGUGAUGCCAUAUCUUGAGCAUGUUAAACUGAGUAAGAAUGAGUAACGAGAACAAAUCUAAUAUACGGAAAAAAAAAAGGCUUUCAGCAACAACGAGAAGUUGUUUUCUUGUUGUCAAAAUGACUUUUGAAAUUUUGAAGUACUGACCAUUUCAAAAAUCUUUGAUAUUGAAAAAAGAAUGCCAACUUUGUCUCAAUAAAAAGCAGGUGUUGCCUUUUGGGUGGGCAAGCGUAUUUAAUCUGCAGAAGAAAGUAAACCCGUUUUGCCAUACCAAAUUCUCCAUAUUAUUCAGUGUUGUGACUUCCCAGUUUUACGUAAAGCACUUUAUUUGGAUUGUAUUUGAGUUCUGGUUAGUUGUUAAACUGUAAGUUGGUGUGCACAGCACCCUGAUGAGGGCAAAACUGAUGUUUUGUAUAUGUAUGUAAAUAUAUAUAUAAAAGAGAACAUUUCAGCUAUGUACUAUGUAUGUAGAACUGUGCAGUGUUGCUACAUGUACAUAAUGUAAAUUAUUUAUUGAUCUGAAAAACUCAAGUAAAGUUUUUUUUGAAA